CAGUUGGUGGCGGUAAUGCACCGUGUGGGGUUGCAAAUCGCCAAUAAAUCCGAUAAAAGAAGAAGAAUCGCCUUCACUGUUCUCUUGUUCUCCGAACGUUCGAGUACUGUUUCUAAAGGUGAACAACAACGUCACGUUCUGGACUGAUAAUCAGAUAACACUCUGACCAUGUUGGUGUCGAGGUUGACGUGUUUGAGGACUCUUCCUCUCGCUGGGCUCCGUCCUCUGAUCACACAGAGAGUUGUCACAUUGAAGGCUUGUCCACCUCUGGUCAGGCCUCAUCAGGGUUAUGCCACCAAAGCCAGAUUUGGUUUCCGCCGUGCAAAGACAACCAGAGACCAGCUCAAGGAAGCAGCUUUUGAACCAGCGACAGAUACAGCUAUUCGAAUUGACAACAUAGGAAGAAUAAUUCUGGCAGGAGGUGCUGCAGUUGGCCUGGGAGCUCUGUGUUAUUACGGACUUGGCAUGUCCAAUGAAAUUGGUGCCAUUGAGAAAGCAAUAAUCUGGCCUCAGUAUGUGAAGGACAGGAUCCAUUCCACUUACAUGUACUUUGCAGGCGGUGUGGGACUGACUGGUUUGUCUGCUGUAGCUGUGAGCAGGACUCCAGCUCUUUUGGGUCUCAUGAUGAGAGGAUCCUGGAUGGCAAUUGGAGCCACUUUUGCAGCGAUGAUAGGUGCUGGCAUUCUGGUGAGGUCCAUUUCCUAUGAGCACAACCCCAUGCCCAAACACCUUGCUUGGAUGUUACAUGCAGGUGUGAUGGGAGCUGUUGUUGCUCCUCUUGUUCUCCUGGGAGGGCCUCUGAUGUUGCGAGCUGCCUGGUACACUGCUGGCAUUGUGGGAGGUCUGUCUACUGUGGCCAUGUGUGCUCCGAGUGAGAAGUUCCUCAACAUGGGUGGACCGUUGGCAGUCGGGUUUGGAUUGGUGUUUGUGUCCUCACUCGGGACGAUGUUCUUGCCUCCAACAACAGCGCUGGGGGCAGGCCUGUACUCAGUGGCUGUGUAUGGAGGCCUGGUUCUGUUCAGCAUGUUCCUGCUAUACGACACACAGAAGGUCAUCAAGAGGGCAGAGACACACCCACUCUACGGCGUUCAGAAAUAUGACCCCAUCAACGCUUGUAUGGGGAUUUACAUGGACACACUUAACAUCUUCAUCAGGCUGGUGAUGAUUCUGGCCAAUGGUGGCGGCGGCAGAAGGAAGUGAGCAGGGGUGUGGUGACUUGUGCUUAGUUGUACUUUCCACAAAUUGGAACAGCCAUCUUUUCUUCCUGGUAACUGACAUUAGGUGUCGCAUUUAGAGGAACAUCCAACAUGAACACAUUUGUGUGACGAAGAGGACUACACUCUGCACAUUCAGUCUGAGUAA
This is a messenger RNA of Thalassophryne amazonica, 1362 nucleotides long. RefSeq names its product growth hormone inducible transmembrane protein (gene ghitm). Lineage: Eukaryota; Metazoa; Chordata; Actinopteri; Batrachoidiformes; Batrachoididae. Bases 169 to 1200 code for a protein of 343 amino acids. The transcript has 9 exons. The record is from RefSeq and is a predicted model, not a curated record. Gene Ontology annotation, cellular component: mitochondrial inner membrane.